This is a messenger RNA of Odontomachus brunneus, 2339 nucleotides long. RefSeq names its product GPI mannosyltransferase 3 (gene PIG-B). The coding region runs from base 224 to 1699 and encodes 491 amino acids. Gene Ontology annotation, molecular function: alpha-1,2-mannosyltransferase activity. Gene Ontology annotation, biological process: GPI anchor biosynthetic process. The transcript has 2 exons. The record is from RefSeq and is a predicted model, not a curated record. NCBI's taxonomy places the organism in Eukaryota, Metazoa, Arthropoda, Insecta, Hymenoptera, Formicidae. Gene Ontology annotation, cellular component: endoplasmic reticulum membrane.
CUUUAUUCCACGUUGUCCAUGAUUGAGUCGCAUGUCAGCUGAUCUAACCUAACUUCAUUGGUCUUCGAUGGAGCGUUUGUGAGCGACAGCGAUCGUCACAAGAUCAAUUUAGAAAUGUGUAUUCGGCAAUGUAGUACCGGCUUUCGAGAUAAAGAUAUCAGCAGUGAUCGGGGCUAAAGUUUCCGGCGAAAAAGAAUGGCACGCACGGAUUAGCUCGAAAAGAAUGCUCCCGAUACUGAGAAAGCUCGGGAUACUGUCCCGUCUGAUACUAUGGCGACUCUCCGCUGUGUUCCUGGUGCAGACCGCUCAUGUGCCAGACGAGUAUUGGCAGUCCUUGGAGGUAGCUCAUCGUGUGGCCUUCGGUUACGGACACCUGACCUGGGAAUGGGCGGCGAUGAUCCGUAGUUACGCGUAUCCGUUCGCGAUAUCGAUCCUAUAUCGCGCACUCGCUGUGUUCUCCUUAGACUUCGCGUGGCUUCUGACCACAUUGCCUCGGGUUUUUCAAGCAAUUCUCGUUGCUUACGCGGAUUACAGAUUUUACCAGUGGACCAGGUGCAAGUGGAUGCUGCUGGUCCUGUGUCUCAACUGGUACUGGUACUAUUGCGCCACGAGAACCCUGAUCAAUACCGUCGAGACCGCCGGCACCACCAUAGCUCUGACGAUGUUCCCGUGGAAGGACAGUCGCGUGCAAAGUGCCAAGUUCCUAUGGAUCGUGGGCUUCCUCUGCAUGGCGAGGCCUACCGCGGCGAUCGUGUGGCUGCCUCUGUGCGCGUAUCACAUCUGCACGGGCGAGAGAGUCGCGUUGCUCGGUCGAUACGCGGUGAUUGGCGCCAGCUGCUUCGCGAUCUCCGUGCUGAUAGAUAGCGUCUGCUACGGCACUCUCGUCAUCACCCCGUUGAAAUUCUUCCAAGUAAACGUGCUCGGGAGCGUCGGCGACGUGUACGGCAAGCAGCACGCGUUGUGGUACAUCUUCAUCGGGCUGCCGGUGUUGCUCGGGCCGUAUUACAUUCCGUUUCUCUUCGCCGCCUGGCGGAUACUCCGACAUCCCGUUCGUUUCCAGCGGGAAACGGUCAUGCUCGCGGUCAUCGGUUGGACGUUGACGGUUUACUCGUUACUGUCCCACAAGGAAUUCCGCUUCAUCCUGCCGCUUCUACCAAUGUUUAUCUGCGCGAGCUCGGCCAGCACGUAUCACUUGAAAAUCAGGAUCACAGAGUAUAGUCGCAAAUGCAUCUUAGCGUUGUUGGUGUUCAGCAACCUCGGGCCUGGCCUCUACUUCUCCGUGGUCCAUCAGCGCGGCACGUUAGACGCGAUGACGCUCUUGCGGGACGAGAUCUCGCAGGCGAGUCCUUCGCAGCCGACGGACACGCUGAUCCUGACCCCGUGCCACGCCACGCCGCUCUACAGCCACUUGCACACGAACGCGUCGGUGAGAUUCUUGACUUGCGAGCCGAAUCUGAACCAUUCCGCGGAUUACGUGGACGAAGCGGACCGGUUCUUCGCAGACCCGGCGGCUUGGCUUGACGCUAAUUAUGUUAACGAUAAACUCACCGCGUACGUGUUGGUGUUUGAUAACGUUCCGGGCAAGAUAGCGGAAUUUUUGCGCACGUACAAAUUGAUCGCCAGGGUAUUUCAUACGCAUUUCCCCGAGUCGAAUUAUGGAAGAUACGUGUUGCUGUACAAACGCGCAACGUUCGAGUAACGCUCCAUCGCAUCUUCUUAAGACGUACUCUCGAAAGUAAAAUCAGUGUUAUUCUUCAUUGGAGUACUGAGCUACAUGAGAUUUCGCCGAAAGAAUCAAUUAAUAGUAGCAACCGUUAUACCCGUAUUAGAUCAUGGAUUGGAAAUUAGAACUUGGCCAAUUGGAACAAAGCAAACUAAGACCAAAGUUCAUCGAUUCGUCGAAAUGUAAUUUUCAAUCCGCGAUCCUCUAUCUCCUGUCCAUAGUGUGAUACGGGCUUUAAGUCCAUAUCAGACUGAAGAUUGAGAAUUAUAAUCGGAUCAAUUAGGUAAUAUCGAAUCCUUGAUUUUGCUUUACUUGAUCGGUCAAAUUGUAAUCCUUAUACUGCAAUUGUAGGCAAAAUCGUAAAACUCGUAACUUGUUCUCGUAAGACUCAUAAGAACUUAUGAGUAGAUCUGCUAUUCUAUGCGGAUCGUAUGUCAUAUAAUAACUCGUAAAUAUCUACGAUUUUUUUUUUGUUUUUUUCGUAAGCUACGACUUUACGGUUUUACGUAUAUUUACUUAGAAUUGCAGCAUUAAUCUAUAAUCUGAUACGGACUUUACCAUUAUUGAUGCAGUUUAAAAAUGCAUCAAUUAGAAUUCUUGAGUGAUGACGUCGAAA